AUGGGGAGACCUCCUUGCUGUGAUAAAUUGGGAGUAAAGAAAGGGCCAUGGACUCCUGAAGAAGACUUAAUGUUGGUUUCUUAUGUUCAAGAACACGGCCCCGGAAAUUGGAGGACCGUUCCCACAAUUACCGGAUUGAGAAGAUGCAGUAAAAGUUGCAGGCUAAGGUGGGCUAAUUAUCUCCGGCCGGGGAUCAAGAGAGGUAACUUCACUGAUCAUGAAGAGAGAAUGAUCAUUCAGCUUCAAGCUCUUUUAGGCAACAAAUGGGCUGCCAUUGCAUCUUACCUUCCCGAGAGAACAGAUAAUGACAUUAAAAACAAUUGGAAUAUCCAUUUGAAGAAGAAGCUUAGAUUAUUGGAAUAUCCAUUUGAAGAAGAAGCUUAG
Messenger RNA from Fraxinus pennsylvanica, 384 nucleotides. The record is from the annotation of a GenBank genome assembly. NCBI's taxonomy places the organism in Eukaryota, Viridiplantae, Streptophyta, Magnoliopsida, Lamiales, Oleaceae.